Ambispora leptoticha is the source of this 571-nucleotide messenger RNA. The record is from the annotation of a GenBank genome assembly. Lineage: Eukaryota; Fungi; Glomeromycota; Glomeromycetes; Archaeosporales; Ambisporaceae.
UUGGAUAGAAUACGAUACUUUUAGAAACAUUGAAGAAGUAGGUAGAGGUGGAUUUUCCGUAGUGUAUAAAACAUCAUAUAAAAGACAAUAUGAAACGUAUGAAGAUGUUGCAAUCAAGAUAAUAAAAGAUUCGCAUAAAAAUAAUCAACUCUUUUUAAACGAGUUAAAGGCGUAUCAUGAGCUUGGGAAUUAUUUUGGCAUAUCAAUGGAUAAAAAUAGCGGAGAUUUUAUUUUAGUGUUAAAUUACGCAGAAUUUGGAUCAUUACGUGAAAAUCUUGUUGAUAUAUUUAAAUUGGAGUGGAAAGUUAAACUAAAAUUAUUAUGCGAUAUCAUUAAUGAUUUAUCAAAUAUUCAUUCUAAAAACUUUAUACAUCGAAAUUUACAUCCUGGUAAUAUUUUACUAAAAGGACAAUAUGAAGCUUAUAUUGAUUUAGGUUCAUCAAUAUCGGUUGAUGAAAAACAGAAUGGUAUUAUUUAUGGAGUUUUACCAUAUUUAGCACCUGAAAAAUAUAACAGGUCAAAUAAAUUGGAAAAUAUCCAGAAAACAAAUAACAAAAAACUGAUAUCAUAA